Molecule: messenger RNA, 3601 nt
Organism: Cryptotermes secundus
Lineage: Eukaryota; Metazoa; Arthropoda; Insecta; Blattodea; Kalotermitidae
Product: kinesin-like protein KIF3B
Exons: 18
Coding region: 468-2720 (750 amino acids)
Biological process (GO): microtubule-based movement
Molecular function (GO): microtubule motor activity; ATP binding; microtubule binding
Source: RefSeq, a predicted model, not a curated record
UUGCGAGCGUAAGGCGAAAUCAUUGAUCGUAUAUGCGGAAGAAGACUAAUUCACUCUUGAGCCCGGCGUUACUGUAUGGUUACUAUUUGGAGAAGAUAUUGAUCGGCUAAUAAUGAUGGGGAAUUUCUGAACAACUCGUAAUACAAAUCAUAAAACCUAAGCGGAGGAAGAGGAAGAAGGGAAGUUGAAAUUGGUUCGCGAUGGGUUUGUUGUCCUGAUUUUUAAACAGCUAACCAAGUAACUGGGAUGAAGGGAACCACAAAUCCCUGUCAGGAUGGCCAAUUUUGGGGCUGAGAUCCAACCUGGUACCUCCUGAAGGUGAAGGGGUGUGACCCACUGUACUACAACUAUUUCAGUAGCAACUGUAACAAGUACUGAGGCUGCUGUGACCUAAGAAAGUGGCAAAAUGCUGCAGCCAAUAACCCAGCUGUUUUGAAGAUAAGCUGCCAACAUUACCUGAGAGGAGUAUGGAAAAGACUGGAAAGUUUGUGCCACGACGAGCACAUAAAAAUGAAGCAGUACAAGUAGUGGUAAGGUGUAGGCCGCUGAAUGACAAAGAAAUUGCUGCUGGGUAUUCAUGUGUGGUUGAGUGCUUCCCCAGUAGAGGUGCUAUCGAUAUUUUUAACCCCAAUGCAAAGGAUCCCCGUGAAAACAAGAAGUCUUUUACAUAUGAUGCAGUGUAUGGCUGGAAUUCAACUCAAGAUGAUAUAUAUGAGGAAACAGUUAGGUCUCUUGUUAGUUCAGUGCUUGAUGGUUUCAAUGGAACAAUCUUUGCAUAUGGGCAAACUGGAACAGGGAAAACAUACACGAUGGAAGGCUGUAGGACUGAUCCAUCUCAAAAAGGGAUAAUUCCAAAAUCUUUUGAACAAAUUUUCAGUCAUAUAUCUCGGAGUUCUAAUGUCCAGUAUCUUGUACGCACUUCCUAUUUGGAGAUAUAUCAAGAAGAAAUCAGGGACCUUCUAAAUAAAGACCAAACAAAGAAAUAUGAAUUGCGUGAAAACUCGGAUGUUGGAGUAUAUGUUAAGGAUAUAUCUUCAUUCGUGUGUAAAAGUGUGAAGGAAAUUGACCAAGUCAUGUAUAUUGGGAACCAGAAUAGAAAAAUUGGUGCCACGAACAUGAAUGAACAUAGUUCACGGUCUCACGCCAUCUUCAUGAUUACAAUUGAAAUGAGUGGCAUUGGAGGGAAGAAAGUGAUUCGUGUUGGCAAGUUAAACCUGGUUGAUCUGGCAGGGAGUGAAAGGCAGUCCAAAACUGGAGCUACGGGUGAAAGGCUUAAAGAAGCCUCAAAAAUCAACCUUUCUUUGUCUGCACUGGGGAAUGUAAUCUCAGCCUUGGUUAUUUCAUCUGGGAAGGCUCCACAUGUUCCAUAUCGUGACUCCAAACUCACAAGAAUUUUGCAAGACUCGUUAGGUGGAAACUCAAAGACAAUAAUGGUUGCCAAUAUUGGUCCAGCCAGUUAUAAUUAUGAUGAAAGCCUUACCACGUUAAGGUAUGCGAACAGAGCUAAAAACAUAAAAAAUAAGCCAAGGGUUAAUGAAGAUCCAAAGGAUGCUCUGCUACGGGAAUACCAAACCGAAAUUGCGAGACUGAAGAACCUACUAGCUUUGAGAUUACAAGAGCGAGCAGCACUCUCAGAGCAGCAGAGACUUGUAUCUGCCCAACAAGAGAAGAAAUGCGAAGAAGACUCUGACCCUUAUGCUGAUAAUAAGAAGGACAAAGGAAAAAUGCAUAAGGCUACUGAGGAGGAGAAACGUCUUUACGAUGAGCAACAGACAAAACUGUUACUGGCACAUGAAAAACUGGUUAACCAGAAGUUGGAAGAAAGGAUCCAGGCAAUGGAGAGCAAAUUGUUGUGUGGUGGGAAGAACAUCAUUGACCAUACAAAUGAACAGCAAAGGGCACUGGAACAACGUAACCAGGAGAUUGCUGAGCGCAAAAAAUUGGAAGUGGAAAUGAGGCAGCAAAUAGAGCUGCAGGAGGAGUCAGCUGUAGAGAUUCUAGAGACCUACACAACACUACAGCAGGAGGUUGAAAUUAAAACUAAGAAGUUGAAGAAACUUUUCACCAAGUUACAAGCAGUUAAACAGGAAAUUCAUGAUGUUACCGAUGAAUUUAAUCGAGAUAGACGGGAACUUGAACUCGUACAAAAUGACCUAAUGAAAGAUCUGAAAGUGAAGUACCUCAUCAUAGAAAACUUCAUACCAGUGGAUGAAAAAAAUAAGCUUUUGGCUCGGGUCAGAUAUGAUGAAGAAGAAGGCACAUUUUGUGUCUCCCCAUAUGAAGAAGAAAUACCAAAUAUCUCCAAGAGACCUGUCUCUGCUGAUGAUGAAAGACGUCCCAUUUCUGACUACAGUCGGGUUGCAAUCAAAGUUGGCAGACAUCAUCGUUAUCAUGGGGAAAACAUAUUAAACUUGGAACUGGAUCCUCACACGCGCACAACUUCAGAUUAUCAAGGUCCAUUGAUUGCACCUAAGAUACAAGCUGUUUUGGAUGAAGCACUCAGAGAUGAUGGUGUGAUAGACGUUGAUGCAGCACCAUUAAGCAUCAGUAGUACCACCAAAAGCAGGCCCAUUCGCAAGGAGAAGGAUAAAGACAAGCAUUCCAAAACGAAUAAAGCCAGAGGGAAGAGAACUUCCAACCAGUGUGCGACUUCUUUAGGUCAUUCCACUCAAGUUUCCCAACCUGUGUUCCCAAAGGCACGUGGGUUGGUUCCAAAGUAGUCACACAAAUCACUCAUAAUCUUCCUCCUCAAGCUGAGGCAAUAAUAUCAAAAAGCCAUUUGAAGUUGAUACCAAGAAUGAGUUUGGAAUUACAGACAAAGGUAGGAGUAAGUUCCCCUGGAUUGGAAAGAAUGAAACUCCCCCAUUCACAUUUGUUUGACAGCAGCACCCAAUUAUCGAAAAGGACUAAAAUUGCACAGGCAUCCCCUGUGCAUUUGAAGGAAAGAGAGUGCAGAUGUGGUUAUCUUCUCCCGCAACCCAUUCAAACUGUUCCUUACAAUGAAUUUUCAAACUACAGUAAUACCAUUCCUCUCGCCAGUUGUGAUUCUAGUCAGAUCGAAUGCAGUGAUGAUUUAUUGUAUGCUGACUUCAAAGUUCUCACUGCUCUUUGUUGUAUUGUUUAUUUAUUUAGAAUAGUAUACAUUUUGCAGAUAGUUAUUAUAGCUGUGAUCUCACUUUUCUGCAGCUAAAGUGCAAUAUGUAGUUUAAAAAUAUUAGCUGUUGUUUGUAGUGCUAAAUUGGAAUUACUCAUUAAAUAUUAUAGUAAUGCAUAUGCAUAUGCUAUGUUACAACAUUUCAGUGUUAAACAGGUCUUUUUUUUUUUACUUAAAGAAAUAAAAUUCUAAUUAAAGUCAUGUACAAAAUGACUCCUUUCUGUGCAUUAUAAUUCUUGUAUUGGUAUUUGGUUCAGUGUCUUGUAGUUGUAUCUCAAAUCUGUGGUUUUCAGAUUUUGCCUAUAUUUCAUUCAUUUGUUAGUGAUUGCAAUAAACUGCAGUGUUCAUGGAAGCAAAUUCAACUGCUUUGAUCAUAAUAUUGUAACGUGUUUUGCUACUGAAGACGCCAUUCAGAUUGUUAAUUCGUUUAUUUAACAACCUACAAGU